Molecule: messenger RNA, 965 nt
Organism: Tripterygium wilfordii
Lineage: Eukaryota; Viridiplantae; Streptophyta; Magnoliopsida; Celastrales; Celastraceae
Product: proteasome subunit beta type-1-like
Exons: 6
Coding region: 181-711 (176 amino acids)
Source: RefSeq, a predicted model, not a curated record
CAUUGUGUUAGGGUUUGGCAAGAAAGCUGGGUGGCGCCAUCCCUUAGGCUUUGUUUAGAUUAUAAAAUAAAGAGUGGAGUAUAAGUUAACUUCCUUAACCUCCUCACUUGCCUCUUUAAAAUCUCAAUCCAAGCAAACCCUAAAUCUUCCCUAGUUUGAGUCUUGUUCGAUUCGUUCACCAUGUCCGAGAUCUAUUCGUUCAAAUCUGGUGGUAAGACAGAGAAGUGGCGGCCUCGUAGCGGAUUUUGUGUAGCCAUUGCUGGAAAAGGUUUCUGUGUCGUCGCAGCGGAUCAACCUAUAAGGGACCAGAUUGAUGACUCCAUAAUCUAUGAUAUUCUAGCGGACAAAUGCGUGCUGGCCUCUUCAUUGAAACCAGCUGACUGGAGAGAGUUAAAAGUUUGGAUAAAUCUCAAGAAAACGGUAUAUGAGGAAUUUGGCAAGGAAUUGAGCAGCCAUUUAAUGUGUAUUGUGAUGUACAAAGAACUCUUUGUUAAGGAUUUCUACAGGGAGGCUUCUUUUAAUGUGUUGGUGGCCUCGAUGAUGAAGGAUGAUGUGCCAUCACUUUCAGAAGCUCAGGCGGUUGAUUUGGUCGAAAAGGUUUCCCGCUAUGCUAUAGGGAAGGAUUUCUAUGCGGGGAAGAAGUUUGAAAUUGUUGUUAUGAAUGCUGCAAAUGGUAUUUCUCGGAAGGUUCUGCACAUCGAGGGUAAUUGAUGAUGAACAUUAUUUGUACCCCGUUUUUUACUAAGUACACCCCAUUAAGCCUUUAAAAACACACUAGAGUGGGGUGUAUUUGGUAAAAAAUAAAGUGUAAAUAAUGUUUAUCUAAUUGAUAUGUAGAAGGAAAAGAGCUGGAGGUUUAUGUUUGGUGUAAUAUGUACGUUUGCAAUCAACUCUUUUGGUUGUUAGGAUAUUUAAAUGGCUUAUGGAUUGUAUUAAAGCUUUUGCAUGAGUCCAGUUUGAUUUGC